This is a messenger RNA of Tarenaya hassleriana, 1761 nucleotides long. Its product is annotated as lysM domain-containing GPI-anchored protein 1-like. Lineage: Eukaryota; Viridiplantae; Streptophyta; Magnoliopsida; Brassicales; Cleomaceae. The transcript has 5 exons. The coding region runs from base 330 to 1571 and encodes 413 amino acids. The record is from RefSeq and is a predicted model, not a curated record.
CUGUGCAACACACUUGUCUGCUACCCUCUCUCUCUCUACUCUUUCAAAAAAGUGAACUUUCCUCUCUCUCCUCUUUAAGGAGGAGAAAACCGGAGAAUAAAUCUCUCCCUCUUCCGAAUCAAACCCUAAACCCAGAAAUUUUCCCGAGAAAAUCCCCCAAAGUUUUGAUAUUUCUUGCUUCCAAGCUUCAUCUUUUAGCUGUACUUUCAGCAGACACCGGCAUUGUUCUGGAGAGAGAGAGAGAGAGAAUCUAGAAGAGUUUAAAUUUCGUAAAACCGUUUGGGAUUUCCUGUUCUACUUGGGAGAAAUCGGGAAACUUGUUGAUCGAAAUGAAAAACCCAGAAAAACCCGUGUUCUUGUUUCUUAUUCUAGCUUCCAGUUUCGCGGCCAUGGCAACGGCGAAAUCCACAAUCGAGCCGUGCUCCAACAACGAUACCUGCAACGCCAUGCUCGGCUACACGCUCUACACCGACCUCAAGGUCUCCGAGAUUGCUUCUCUCUUCCAAGUCGACCCCAUUUCCGUUCUCCUGGCUAACGCCAUUGACAUCUCUUACCCAGACGUCGAGAACCAUAUCCUUCCCGCCAAGCUCUUCAUGAAGAUACCCAUUACUUGUUCCUGCGUCGACGGUAUCCGCAAAUCCGUGUCGACCCGUUACAAGACUCGCCCUUCCGACACCCUCGGAUCGAUUGCCGACUCCGUUUACGGCGGUCUUGUCUCGGCAGAGCAGAUCCAGGAGGCGAACUCGGUGAUUGACCCAACAGUCCUCGAUGUCGGGACGAACCUUGUUAUUCCAUUGCCCUGCACUUGCUUCAAUGGCACUGACAAUUCUCUUCCUGCGGUAUAUCUGUCGUAUAUGGUGAGAGAAGUUGACACCUUGACGGGAAUCGCGAGAAGGUACUCGACCACUAUUACCGAUUUGAUGAACGUUAAUGCCAUGGGAGCUCCUGAUGUUAAAGCCGGGGACAUUCUCGCCGUGCCAUUAACAGCUUGUGCUUCAAAUUUCCCAAAGUACACUUCAGACUACGGGUUGAUCGUUCCGAACGGGAGUUAUGUUCUUACCGCAGGACACUGUGUGCAAUGCAGCUGUGCGCUCGGGAGCCUGGACUUAUACUGUGAGCCCGCUUCUCUGGCUGUCUCUUGCUCCGUCAUGCAAUGCAGAAACAGCAAUCUCAUGCUUGGGAAUAUCACGUCAAUGCAGAGCACCGGCGGUUGUAACGUCACAACCUGCAGUUACAAUGGUUUUGCCAAUGGAACCAUCUUGACUACGUUGUCGGUGUCUCUUCAACCACGAUGCCCAGGAACAAAACAGUUCACUCCACUUAUAGCCCCACCUGAUACUCUUCCUAAAGAUAUGAUGUAUGCACCAGCACCUUCACCCGAGUUUGACGGCUUAGGACCCAUAGCAUCGGCUCCAAGGUCAUCCGUUCUUCCUUCAAGCGGUUUCCUCCCGGGAGUAAACCCAGCCAACGGUCCAGCCGGGAGUGUCUCAGCUGCUUCCAUCUCAGUGAGCCACUCACCAAUUGCCUUUCUGAUCUCCAUUGCAUCAUUCUUGUUUGUUCUUUCUGUUUGAUCCGACAUUAUUGCUUGUUUUCACUGGUGAACAUUAGACAACGCAAGGUUAUCUGCGCCUUCUGUUCUGUGCGUAUUUAUCUUUUUCCAUUGAUGGAACCUUGAUUUGUUUGUCUACUUAUCUGCUUCAUGAAAUUCUUUUGUUACCAAACUUGUGCAUUCGGUUUUAGUUCUGAUCAUUGGUUGCUUCA